Messenger RNA from Macrobrachium nipponense, 1802 nucleotides. RefSeq names its product target of EGR1 protein 1-like. Lineage: Eukaryota; Metazoa; Arthropoda; Malacostraca; Decapoda; Palaemonidae. Gene Ontology annotation, cellular component: cytoplasm; Cajal body. Gene Ontology annotation, molecular function: 3'-5'-RNA exonuclease activity; metal ion binding; snRNA binding. The record is from RefSeq and is a predicted model, not a curated record. Gene Ontology annotation, biological process: snRNA 3'-end processing. The transcript is spliced from 6 exons. The coding region runs from base 253 to 1704 and encodes 483 amino acids.
UUCCCACCUACUACUACUACUACUAAGGAAACGUUCCUUCAGCGGGAGACGUUUUGUUUUGUUUCAUUAAUUCAUAACAAUUCACGGCGUUUGCGUUUUCCUUUACUAGAGCAGAGGAUUUUACUCACAGCAACAGAAGAUUAAAGGAAAAUAAGUGUAUACUAGAUCUUUUAGUGUUUGUGAGAAGCCGUAAGUUACUUCAAGACGUAUGUCCCCUACCCACUACCGAAGUUAGGUUACUUAGGGUGCACCAUGAAGAACUGCUUGCCAAUCAUAGAAGUGACCGAAGAUAACUUCAAGAAAAUCCUGCCAACCAUAAAGGCGGCUAUUAAGGACGCAUCUUUUCUGUCCAUUGACUGCGAGCUGACUGGCCUUGGCGAUCGCAAGAAACUUAAUUACCCAGAAAUAGAUUUCAGAUAUAAGUAUUCAACAGAAAUUGCAAGGAGUUAUGCUGUCAUAUCCCUUGGGCUGUCGUGUUUCACCUGUAAAUCAAUCAGUGAUGUUAGAGUGACUGAUGGAACAGAAGAUGAUUCUGAAGAUGGAGAGCAUAUUCGUAGCUAUGAUUAUCUGGUGCAGACAUUCGACAUCAUCACACUUUGUUCAGAAGACUUCUGCGUUGAAGUGAACUCUCACAAAUUUUUACUUAGCCAUGGGUUUGAUUUCAAUAAGCUUUAUUCUAAGGGAAUUUUAUAUCACAAGGGCUGUGAUCGGCAGAAAGAUACAAGUCCAGAUGUUAGAGAAGUGUUCUCAUCAGUCCUUGAACAUCGUAAACCAGUGGUUAUUCACAAUGGUCUGGUAGACCUCAUAUUCCUGUACCAGUCCUUUUAUGCUGACCUACCCAAAAAGGCAGACACCUUUGCUGCAGAUCUAAGUGAAAUGUUUCCUUGUGGGGUUUAUGACACCAAAUAUAUAUCAGAGUUCCAUCAGUCCAUGCCAGCUACAUAUCUUGAGUACUUAUAUAAAAAAAUGCAGCUAAGAAAUGCUCGUCGAGGGAAUGCAGGAGACUGGCAUGUACGGAUACAGUUCCCUCCAUAUCCUCCAGGCCUGUCCAACAUCGAUUGGCACCCGUACCUCCAAAUUCUUCUAUAUGAUACUGAAACUGACGACGAUGGCUUGGAAGUUUGUGAAAAUUUUGCUUUUCAUGGAUGGUGUUCCAAAUAUGAUAAAUGUGAGAACAGUCAUAACAUCAACAAAAUUGUGAAGAUCCUUCAGCCAGUUGGUGCGAAAAAACGAGGCAAUUCCAAAUACUCAGGUCCUGUUUGUGAAUCUGUUGCUCAGAUUCUUAAACAUGUCAAGAAAGAAGAAGAACAUGGUAAUCAUUCUUUGGGUAUGGAAAAUGCAGAACCAUUGGAGAAGAAAGCAAAAAUUUUACCGGAUAAGAAAAUUGAAGUUGCAAGUUCAAAUGGAGUACAGACAUUGAAUGAAACUGAUAAAGCCCAGGACAUGCAGUAUGCUGCAGGGCACAGGGCAGGAUUUGAUGCUUUUAUGACAGGAUUUCUAUUUGCAGAGUAUAUUACAGAACAUGGUAAACCAGAGGAGAAAGACAAUCCUUUCUCCCCAGAAAAUUUGGGAUUAUCUGAAGAAGUAAAUAAGAUCUACUUAAUGGGUAAAAAUUUUCCUUUUCUCAUACGGACUGGAACUUAUGCAAGCACUUCUCAGAACCACCAAAAGAAGAUAUCACUUAUUAGGAAAGAUGUAACAUAAAGUGGUGUGUAUUUUGUAGUUCUGUAAUUGACAGUACAAGUAACAAUUUUUGUUAUCAUAUCAGUAAAUCCUUUUUGAAAAGAAGUUAAUUUUUACAA